GGAUGGCCCAGGACAUCAUGGGUACGGCUUUCUCUGGCUGACUCCCGCUUCGCUUCCCUUCUUCCCCCCACUUCCUGACACGGAAGUGGCCUGCCCCACACUAACAUGGCGCUCACUGCAGCGCAGCUCGCUCCCUUCAAAGAUGGCCACCCUGCUAUGACAUCCCUGGGCGCGGGGGCGGAAAAGGCGCGGCACGUGUGCAGGGGCGCGGCUUGGCACCCUCCGCCUUUGUUUACUUCGUGCGGGGAGCCCACCCAACGCGCCGACGCACUGCCCACUCUAGCCACCGCCUUCCCAUUGCGUCUGCGCGGAGAGCGUCUGCCCCACCCCUUUCUCCCGUUCCUGUUCACCCGAUGGUUUGACCCAUUGGAGACUUAAGAAACAGACAAACGCUACCAUUUCAUUCUCUUCGAGGGGAGGCCCGACCCGCCGGAUGUGACGUGAAGAGGCUGUCUCCGGAGGUGGAGCGAGCUAGGGGAGUGGCCUCGGCCCUAGCUGCGACUAUGGAGGAGGCUGGCUACCGGGUGGUGUUCGAAAAGGGCGGCGUGUUCCUGCACACGAGCGCCAGGGGGCGGCACCAGGACCCGGGUUCUCUCAUCGCCGGCGUACUGCGCCUGCUCGAGAAGGACAAUGACGUCAUCCUGCAUUGGGCCCCCCUGGAAGAGGCCGGAGACUCCUCCCACGUGGUGUUCUCCAGGAAGGAGCCUGGUGGGGGAGACCCCUGCCCUUCGGAGGAGGAGCCAACCUUUGACCCCGGCUACGAGCCAGAUUGGGCUGUGAUCAGCACUGUGCGCUCCCGGCCCCGGCCCCCGGAGCCUGCCCCAGCUGCAGGGGCAGGCAGCUCCCGGGGCCCCUGGGCCUUCUCCGUGAGCCUGGGGGAGCUGAAGUCGAUUCGGCGCUCCAAGCCGGGCCUGGGCUGGGCCUACCUGGUGCUGGUGACCCAGUCGGGUGGCUCCCUGCCGGCUCUCCACUUCCAUCGAGGGGGUACCCGGGCCUUGCUGAGGGUCCUCAGCCGAUACCUGCUGCUGGCCAGCUCCCCCCAGGACUCUCGGCUCUACCUCGUCUUCCCUCACGACUCCUCCGCCCUCUGCAACUCCUUCCAUCACCUCCAGCUCUUUGAUGAUGACAGUUCCAACUUGGUGUCUCGUUUCCUCCAGGACCCCUAUGCAGCCACCUUUGGUGGUUUCUCGCGGGUGACCAACUUUUUUCGAGGAGCCCUUCAGCCUCCCCAUGACGGGCCUCCACCUGGCCGCCCAGAGGUCCCUGAUGACGAGGAGCCGGAGCCCGGCUUUGAGGUCAUCUCCUGUGUGGAGCUGGGGCCUCGGCCAGUGGUUUCCCGGGGGCAGCCUGUGACAGAGGAUGUGUGGGCCGGACACGUGGGUCCUGAUGGGCAGCUUCAAGACGUUGAGGGACUCAAGGCUCAGAUCUUCUCAGGGGGCUUGUGCCCGGCCUUGAGGAGAGAAGCCUGGAAGUUUCUGCUCGGAUAUCUCAGCUGGGAGGGCUCGGCCGAGGAGCACAAGGCCCACGUCCGUAGGAAAACGGACGAGUAUUUCCGCAUGAAGCUGCAGUGGAAGUCCGUGAGCCCCGAGCAGGAGAGGAGGAACUCGCUGCUUCACGGUUACCGCAGCCUCAUCGAGCGGGACGUGAGCCGCACGGACCGCAGCAACAAGUUCUACGAGGGGCCGGGAAACCCGGGCCUGGGGCUGCUCAACGACAUCCUCCUCACCUACUGCAUGUACCACUUCGACCUGGGUUACGUUCAGGGCAUGAGCGACCUGCUGUCCCCCAUCCUGUACGUCACUCAGAACGAGGUGGACGCCUUCUGGUGUUUCUGCGGCUUCAUGGAGCUCGUGCACGGGAACUUCGAAGAGAGUCAGGAGACGAUGAAGCGCCAGCUCGGGCAGCUGCUGCUGCUGCUGCGGGUUCUGGACCCCCCCCUCUGCGACUUCCUCGACUCCCAGGACUCGGGCUCCCUGUGCUUCUGUUUCCGCUGGCUGCUCAUCUGGUUCAAGCGCGAGUUCCCCUUCCCCGACGUCCUGCGGCUGUGGGAGGUGCUGUGGACCGGGCUGCCCGGCCCCAACAUGCAUCUGCUGGUGGCCUGCGCCAUCCUGGACAUGGAGAGGGACGCCCUCAUGCUGUCCGGCUUCGGCUCCAACGAGAUCCUCAAACACAUCAACGAGCUCACCAUGAAGCUCAGCGUGGAGGACGUGCUGACGCGCGCGCAGGCGCUCUACACGCAGCUGGCGGCCUGUCCGGAGCUGCCCCCCAACGUGCAGGAG
Messenger RNA from Gracilinanus agilis (Agile Gracile Mouse Opossum), 2279 nucleotides. It is a transcript of the gene TBC1D17, whose product is annotated as TBC1 domain family member 17. The record is from RefSeq and is a predicted model, not a curated record. The transcript is spliced from 17 exons. Gene Ontology annotation, biological process: activation of GTPase activity. Lineage: Eukaryota; Metazoa; Chordata; Mammalia; Didelphimorphia; Didelphidae. The annotation marks the transcript as partial. Gene Ontology annotation, molecular function: GTPase activator activity.